AUGGGCAGCCGCGCCGGAGUGCGCUGGGCGACCGCGGCGCUGGGCGUCACCGGGUUGCUGUGCGCCGUGCUGGGCGCCGUCAUGAUCGUGCUGGUCCCCUCGCUCAUCGAGCAGCAGGUCCUCAAGAAUGUGCGCAUCGACCCCAGUAGCCUGUCCUUCAACAUGUGGAAGGAGAUCCCCAUCCCAUUCUACCUCUCCGUCUACUUCUUCCACGUGGUCAACCCUGAAGAGAUCCUGAAGGGCGAGAAGCCGCAAGUGCAGGAGCGUGGGCCCUACGUGUACAGGGAGUUCAGGCACAAGAGCAACAUCACCUUCUAUGACAAUGACACGGUGUCCUUCCUGGAGUACCGCAGAUUCCAGUUCCAGCCCGCCAAGUCCCACGGCUUGGAGAGCGACUACAUCGUCAUGCCCAACAUCCUGGUCUUGACGGCCGCCAUGAUGAUGGAGGACAAGCCCUUGAGCCAGAAGUUGCUCCUGACCCUGAUGUUCAGCACCCUCGGGGAGCGUGCCUUCAUGAACCGCACCGUUGAGGAGAUCAUGUGGGGCUAUGAUGAUCCCCUCCUGAGUAUCAUCAAUAACUACCUUCCCAACAUGUUCCCCUUCAAUGGCAAGUUCGGGUUAUUCUCUGAGCUCAACAACUCCCAUUCGGGGCUCUUCACUGUGUUCACGGGCGUCAAAGACUUCAGCAGGAUCCACCUGGUGAACAGGUGGAACGGGCUCAGCAAGGUCAGCUUCUGGCAUUCUGACCAGUGCAACAUGAUUAACGGAACUUCUGGAGAAAUGUGGGCACCAUUCAUGACUCCCAAAUCCUCGCUGGAAUUCUACAGCCCUGAUGCCUGCCGGUCCAUGAAGCUGGUCUACAAGGAGGCAGGGGUGUUUGAAGGUAUCCCCACCUACCGCUUCGUGGCCCCCCCCACCUUAUUUGCCAACGGAUCCGUCUACCCGCCCAACGAGGGUUUCUGCCCGUGCCUGGAGUCUGGAAUCCAGAAUGUCAGCACCUGCCGCUUUGGUGCACCCCUGUUUCUCUCCCAUCCUCACUUCUACAACGCAGACCCGGUCUUGGCCGAGGCGGUCAUCGGUCUCCACCCCAGCGACCAAGAACAUUCCUUGUUCCUGGACAUUCACCCGGUCACUGGGAUCCCCAUGAACUGCUCUGUGAAGCUGCAGCUGAGCCUCUACAUCAAGGCCAUCAAGGGCAUUGGACAAACAGGGAGCAUCAAACCCGUGGUCCUGCCCCUGCUUUGGUUUGGACAGAGUGGCACGAUGGAGGGCCAGACCCUGCGAACCUUCUACACGCAGCUGGUGCUGUUGCCUGCAGUGCUGCACUACGCCCAGUACGUGCUCCUCGCCCUGGGAUGCGCCCUGCUGCUGCUCAUCCCCGUCGUCUGCCAGAUCCGGAGCCAGGGCCCCGAAGAUUCCACGAGCCAGUCCAGCCUGGUGGCUCAGCCAGACCAGCUCCCCAGCCCCUGCACCCCACUUCUAAUGGACUCUGGAAGCAGACAGCCUGCCAGCCACAAAGCCUGA
Molecule: messenger RNA, 1524 nt
Organism: Trichechus manatus latirostris (Florida manatee)
Lineage: Eukaryota; Metazoa; Chordata; Mammalia; Sirenia; Trichechidae
Gene: SCARB1
Product: scavenger receptor class B member 1
Exons: 12
Coding region: 1-1524 (507 amino acids)
Biological process (GO): cholesterol efflux; recognition of apoptotic cell; plasma lipoprotein particle clearance
Cellular component (GO): caveola; cytoplasm
Molecular function (GO): scavenger receptor activity; low-density lipoprotein particle binding; lipid binding
Source: RefSeq, a predicted model, not a curated record